CCUGAGUUAAUCAAGGUUAUUGGAUGCAAAAUGAACUGAGUUAUCACCUGGUUACUGAGGGUAAAUCUUCACAUACAGACAUGUCACUGUUGGGAUCGUACCCUUGCACAAACAUCUCGGCGCCUACUACUUUAAGCAUCACUUCAGCUACAUUCUGUUCAGUCCUCUCCGUUGUAGCUGUAGUAGGAAAUGUCCUUGUGUUUCUGGCAGUAAUUAUUGAUCCGAAUCGCAAUCUACGAUCGCCUUUCAAUUUGCUUGUCGCUAACCUGGCGACAGCCGAUUUAAUAGUGGGUUGUUUUGCGUUACCAAUGUCGGUGGAGUUCUACAUUCGGGAGGCUUCUACAAAACAACUUAUACUUCUUCCUCGAGAUGACGCAAGACGUGUAGGAAGUUUCAUCUCGUGUACGGCAUCCCUUUUUAGUUUAGCUGCAAUGAGUUUGGACAGAUUCUUUGCCAUUACUAAUCCGAUGGAAUACAGAGCCUACAGAGCUAAAUUGAAUUCUCGGCGAGCCACAGUCAUUUCCAUAGUCAUUUUGCUUUCAAUAUGGAUUAUCUCCAUUGGGUUGCCCUUUCUGUAUUUUAGUGUCGGCUAUCUAAAAUACCAAUUUUUCUUCGCCAUCACAGCUGUCGUGUCAACAUUUGUGGUACUUUGUCUGACGAAUGUGAAAGUUUUCAAAAGUCUUAGAAAUCAAGUCAGGACUUGGGACAGUUUACAUCAAGGCCCAGCGAGUUAUAACCACAUCAAGAAGAGAAAGAUCAAAUGGGAGAAGAAAGUAACUAAGACAUUUCUGAUCAUGUUGACCCUUUUUAUUUCCUGUUUUCUUCCUUCGUUGAUUCUUAUCCUGAUCAUAAGCUUUUGUGCAAGCUGUAACUGUGAUUUUAUUCACUGGGCGAGAGAUUUGAACUACAUCCUAAUCAUGGCUAAUUCCAGCAUGAAUCCGUUUGUCUUUGCCUGGAGACUUCGGCCCUACAGAGACGCGUUUCUUAAGAUACUAACAUGCGGGGUUAUCGUCCGAAAACAGCGAUCAGUCUCUGAACAAAUCAACAUUUCCAUGAAUUCAUCAAAUCCAUCUUCUUCUUAAGAAGGCGGUCAUAUUACAUUCAUUAUAUUGGCAUUAAAUUGCGCUCAAAUCUGUUCGAUUCACUGUUCCUAGCAACCUUAAUUGCAGUGGCAGGUUUUGUAAUUAAAUCUAGCUAUAAUUAACAUUUUGUAAAACGAAAUGCACUACUCGAGUGAUUUAAGGCAUGGCUCCUCGCUUCAUUUUGGGCUUUUAUCAUUUUUUCUUGUUUUGUCUGCCAGCUCUUUUCAUUUUUACUUAAACAUAUGUGCUUAACAUUGGAACCAUUUUUGGACCCCACACUGAGCCUCUUAAGGUCACGUGACCAGCCACGCCCAUAAUUAUGCAAAAUUUAGUAUUUCUAGAUUACACCAUGAAAAUGACUGUUGAAGCUCCCGUUUAUACUUCCAUAGUGUUAAGUUUAAAGGCACAUAAGUUAAAUUAAACGGGGAAUUGCAAAAUAUUUUAUUCCUAUGCAAUUAUCAAAAUGUUUUCUCCUCGGCCCAGUCCCACUCUCAACUGGAAACGUUAUAGUUCACGCAAAACAAAUAAUUUUGAAAAAAGCCCGAUUAAUUCCAUAAACCUUGUGUUCAUAGUCAUUGAAAGAAAGCAAAAUAAAUCACAGCUAGAAUUUGCAAAAUGUCGUAAAAUUGGACCAAACUAAAUGGCAAAAAAAUGGGCGUGACAAGUCACGUGACUAAGAUACCUCAUUAGUGACAACGGAUAAAAAUAUUUUUUAAGAAGUAUUUACCGCAUGCAAAGUUUCAAGUCGAAAAGUUAAAUCCCCUUUAAACUAGACCACCCCCUUACAAAUUUCACGAGACCCAUUCCUUAAUUCACCCGAGUUAUAGCUACAGCCUCUCUCCCUUAUCUCCAAGUUGAUAUUUGAGAAUAAGAGUUAAGUAGCAGUAAUUAGAGAUAAAUAUAAUACAUUCGAAGGAUGCAGAAAGUUUACGGAGGGGGUUAGUUUAGAAGAGUGGUCUGUAAAGCGGAAGGUCUUGGGUUUCAUCGCCGGUCCGUGGCAUUACCAAUACCCCGCGCCUUAAAAUAACUGAGAAAUGAAGGUAAUAAAGCCCCCUGGCUUUGACUUGCAAAUGACUAGAUCUAGGUAUUUCAAACCAACGGAGCGUCGGAACUGGAUACGAGAUUCAAUAUCGUCUCCAGUAAAAGACGCAAAAAUAGUGUCCUCACGUGCUAAAUUUAAAAUGCAUUAACAGACACUCGUGAAUGAAAGUAUAAUUUUUGCGAUAUUGCAUGUUAUGAUGCUCUGAUGUCAGUAUUGUUAUGUUUUUGAGGUAUGCAAUGCUGUUGUCGCUGAUUUCUGCUCGAUAUUUGUUGAAAAAAUGUUCCAGCAUUUUGGCAAACGGCCUUUUUGAAAAAAAAGGCUAAUGUACCUUUAGAGUUACAUAAAGGAAUGUCAAAGAUCAUUAUCACCGUUAAAAUUAACUUCGGAUCAGUUUGGUAAAGCUUGUUGUAUCUAGAAUUUCCGUCAUUUCUAGGAAAAAGGGGGAUCACUUUUGAAGUCGCUUCUUUCACUUGGGCGUUGUUUUGUUACUGAUUUCUAUUCGAUAUCUGUCCCAAAUUAGACCUGGUCAGAGAAGCUGGUAUUUUGCUAAAACGAGGAACAGGGAACGUGGAACGAGGAAUGAGGAACGGGGAAAGGGAAACAAAUUGGAACAAAACCUAGUAACUUAACCCGUUGCCCUAUCAGUAACUUCAUUAGUCAUGCCGGCUUUGUUUUCUCCCCAUUUUCAUUUUCCAGUUUCCCGUUUUAGUUAAAUCCAAAAAAUCCGAGUGCCAUAAAUCGAGGCUACCACGAGGCAAAUGUUAACACACCAUAGGAGGCAUUAAAUUCAAAAAACAAUCACAUAAGUGUUACUUCAUUUAUAUUUAAAGCUUUUAAACGCACCACAGUAAUCAACCAAUGAAAACCUGCAGCGUCAGAAACAAUGUUAAGAGCCCAUGACCGUAAAUAUCGAGAAUCGCUCGUCUUGCCAGGCUAAAAAAUUGAAAAUUCUGAUAAUCUGUUAGAAAAACCUCUUUGGGGAACUAUCUUCGAAAAAAAUAUUUUUAACUUUUGAGAAUCUAUAGUUUUCGAGAAAAUAAGGAAAAAUGAAGAUAGCUGUUUUUACCUAAUUAAUUAUGCAAAAAGUAGAGUAAAAAUGAUCGAAUUUAUCGCGAUCGCGUCUGUACCGAAGCAAGAUUCAAAGCUAUAAAACAGAAAUAUUUUUGUUUUAAAGCAUUCUAUCUUUUCUUUCUUUCCAUGGUUCGUUUUAAACCAUAGACGAGAUUUUGAAUUUUUUACGGUUUUUUAAAAACUACCACCAAGCGCACUUUUUAAAAUGGGUCAAAAAUGACAACUUCAGAGGCAAAAAACUCACCUUGGUAUUGCGUGAUAUCUAGCCAAAGUGUAUACUAGGACAAAGUUGAGCUCUUAUAUUAACAGAAUAUGAAAUCAAAAAUCUGGGAACUCCAGAUUCGCGUUUGCAAAAUAAAAAGUUUCGUGACCACCAGUGGCAAAAUGUCACAAAUUUGAAUAAGUCAAAUUUGUAGAGAAAUGAUGCCGUCUGACUUCUCUUUGUAGUUUCGGUACGUGGUUUAUUCGAAACAUAGUAGAAGGAUGAAAGCUCCUUUUAAUAAAGCUAAAAUUAAGUAAAGGAUCUGAAAAAUCGAUAUCCCCGAUAACAAACUAGGAAUUAUUUUGUUUGAAUAAUAAAGCAAUUAAUGAAUUCGGCUUUCGUAGGAUAUAAAGAAUUAAGCAGAUCUCGGAGGGUGUUAUCCACCUUCCAUCCGCCUUUGGCCUCGCUGACAAAAAUGGUUCAGCGAUCGCAGUGAUUGAGGGUUUUCAUAUGAUCGCUGCGAUCGCUGAAUGAAGACCGAGGGAACCUGGGUCCAACAAUAUAGCUCGCGCCAUUCCUCAAAUUCAGCAUGGCGGCUGUGAAUCGUCGACUCCUACUAGUUUUGAGGCGUGUUUUCUUGUAAUUAUGGGUGUUUUUUGACCUAGAAGACGACAGGAAAGACGGAGAACUCAUUGGGCGCUUUCCAUUUACGAAAAAAAACCGGAAAUUUCGGUGGCAGCAAAAGUGGAAUUUCCGAUAGGUAAAAAGUUGUUCCAUUUGGUCGUAAACCUCGGUACGUGGCCGGGUGCCCGACCGUGGACCUGGAACUGGUACAAACUACAAGAAACGUCAAUGGAACACGACAUUCCGUUCGGAAAUUCCAACCGGGAAAACGGGACCACCUUUUUCGAUUUUCCACUUUUUCUGGGAAUUUUCCAGUGAGACGAACCGACGAAACGUGUUCCAUUUACCGCCGAACCGGAAAUUUUGGAAAUUUUGACUAAAUGGAAAGCGCCCAUUUUCAGGACUUAAAUCGUUCCAGCAGUCGAGGGUCACACAAUGUAACAACAUAGGCCUACAUGUGAAGUAAAAAUAUUCUUGUAUAUGAAUCUAUCUCAUGAGCUCAUAAAACACGUUAAUUGCUGUCUUUGCCAUUUUACGGCCGAAGAUAUCAAUGAUACGAUCCAUGUCAUUGUUGACUUCAGACUUCCCACAUACGUUUCAAUGUUAAUUAGUGCGAUGUUACUGACACGUUGUUGCCCCAUGGUGCUGCGAAGGUACAUGUAAGUUUUCAUGCAACGCACUGAAUGAUCGUUCUGCAGAACACAAUGCAAUGUAGAAGGUAUCAUUCCAAAGAUAUGUACCACAUAAGAAAACACUGAAAACAUAUCAAAUAGAUCAAUCUUGUGCGAUGAUUGUCUCCGGCAUUUCUGGAACAGUCAUGUAGCCUAAUCCGCGCACACGAUGAAAACUCACGUACAUGUUCUGCUAGGCGUAACCGUCGAUUUUGUAAAAUUUAGCAACGCGGGAGAAGCUCUCUUUAUCAGGUGUUUCACUGUGAAAGAUGUUUCCUAAAGCACAGAGUAUUUACUGAUCAUUUGCACUAAACCUGAGCUCAAUCGCGGACAGCACCUUGUCCAUGGUUAACCUGCACCACAGACGAAACUCAACUCUGGUUAACUCCGUCUGCGAAACAGCCCUGGGCCUCCACUUGUGUACCAGGAUUUGAGUACGGGCCAUGAUUGGUCUUUUGAAAAAGCCAUUGUCGAUUUGCCAAUCAAGACGAAAGGAAAUUUGAAACGCACUUCCGGUAAUUCUGUGAGUCCUUGGGGGCCAGCACAAAGAUAUCGGCGAUAUCGGCUUCGCAGACCUUAUAGUCUGCUACACGGCCGUUUUCAGUGUCGUCACGCAACGCUAGUGGGGAGGAGCGUUGCGUGACGACACUAAAAACGGCUGUGUAGCAGACUACAGACCUUACUACAGACCGAGGUUAAAUUACGUCUGUGAAGCAGGCUAUAGGGUGGUGCGGAUUCCGGUGUUAGCUGCGUUUGUCUUUGCGAUGGCCAUUGUCUGAGUGCGCUGGCUUUUCGUAAUUUAAACAGCGAGAAUUGGUCAGUCACUUCUUCAUUUUCAGACCCAUUGCUGAUGCUAUCUGCCAUACGCUGUUGAAUUUUUCUUCACACUACUGUCUCGUGCGAAUUUAACUGGAUUUACCACGCCAAAUUUUGGGCUGCUGCAACCCCCCUCGACCCCCCCCCCCCGGCCCGUACACCUAUGGUGAGUUAUGUAUCGGUCAAAUCGAAGCUUCAACAUGCCCCCCCCCGGGCAUACCCCGGGCAUUUGACACCUUUGCCGUCCCGGGGAGGAGGGAAUUUGAUUAUCAGAGUCUUCCAGGGGGUGGGGAAUUUGAUCCCCAUGCUUUAGGGGUGGGGAAUUUGAACUGAACCCUCGAUUUCAUGUAAAAUCUUUGGCGUGGCGAGCUAUCAUGGGGGACGCGGUGUUAUAGGAUUUUUGAUGAAAAGAUCGUGCCUUUGUGGCCAAUUGGUUUCGAGGAAAGGGCUUAAACAAGCUUUGUGCUGUAUUUGAAGUAUUUAAAUUUUAAAAUUUUUAAUACUGGAUUCAGGCUUUGAAUGUAUGAAUGUAUUUUAUUGUUGUGUUUUAUACAAUGAAAUACAAUACCUAUACCGGCGAUUCAAUACAACAACAUAAAAUAAAAUAAAAUAAAAAGCUCAGGUCAACUACUUUGACCUACUGCAAGUAUGUUAGUUAAUAAGGUUAGCGAUGAUGCAUAUCAGUGAAAUGGUCAUGAUGUAGUAAUCUCAAUAGAUGGGGUCUUUUUUUAUAGAACGCUUUGAGCAUUCAGUGAGCUUGUAGCAGCGAUUUCCGCCGCUUUGCACGACACUUUUGUUCUUAGUAAAUACGCUAACAGUGUUUCUCAGUUUUGUUAUAUUUAUAAAGAUUUUGUUCGACAACUGAAGGCGUUUCUGCCGUCCCUCUGACAGUUUUGUGCCUGUAAAACGUCCCCGGGGUGGGUGCAUUUGAUCACCUAGAUGGACCAUAGUGUGGGGCAUUUGAACGGCAUUUUGACCCGGGUAGGGGGGAAUUUGAACAAUAAUUUUCAAAAAAGUCAAAUGCCCGGGGGGUUGCCCGGGGGGGGGGGGCAUGUUGAAGCUUCGAUUUGACCGAUACAUUAACGCCUAGUCAUGGCUUGUUGAGCGGGACUGAAACUGCAGCCUCCCACUCGGGUCUCUAAAAACAAAUCGCCAAAGACGAAAUUAAUUUUAGAUCAAGGAUAAGAAAAGCAAUUCUUUUCUUGAACGGCGGAAUUGGUGUUUUAAAAAAAAAUUGAAUACAUGACAAAAAAAAAUAAAUGAAAAUUUAAAAUGGGACGUUUCAUUUCGAAUUAGCUGACAUGACCGGCUGGCAAUAAUGCAAAUGAGGGAGGCUGAAAUAUGCUUCAUUCAUUCAGCUCCUUCAAUAGACGCAAGUUUUUUACGACGCUAAUUUCCAGGGUAUCGAGAUCAUUUUAAAAGUUCAAUAUAUUUAGUGAGGCAAAACUGUAAUUAGGCAACAGACUGUCAAAUACCCCCCUCUUAUACAAACCUACGUACAGGAAAUUCGCGAUAAUUAAGCGUUGUGAAAUACGUAUUCUUAAAAAUCACAAAUUUAAAGAAUCAUGAAGAAUUCAUAGUAUUUAUACGAAGAGGCCACUUCAUGAUAGACUUCGAGAAGUCCUUUAUUAUUCUUGGGAAAGCCGGAAUGAGUCCAAAACGCGAUUUUCACUUUUUAUUAGCCUGCGUACAGCCGCCCCCUCGGCUGUACACAGGCUACUUUACAUAUCCUAUCGGCUUUUUUAACGCAAUGCUGUUUUUAAAUCAACACAUACUGGAAAGUGAAACACCUAUCUUGAAAGACAAAGGUGACUGUAUGGAGUUAAGUUGGUUUUGCGUUCUGAGAAUUUACUUAUCUUAGCUAAUUUUCAAUUUCCCGUGCGAUGUCUAAUAGCGCAAUAUAUAUUUCUCAUAGCUCAAACUGAUUUUCCAAUUAUAGCUUUUUAUUCUCCAGUUCCUUGACUGUCGCUCAUUUGCUCCAAGAUAAUAGGGUGGUCCAGUCCAAUACAGUAUUUUCAAUUUAUCAAAAGUUGUCAGGUUGGUACGUGAACUUAUCCAAUAUAAAAGUGUCUGUCAUUCUGUUCCUUGUCUUACUUACAAGUUUUAUUCCUUUUGCGCUGAAAUGACGAGCUUGUCAUUUUAUAUACCGUAAGAUCAUCUCCGCGGCCCACCUGAGUUAAUCAUGGUUAUUGAAUACAAAAUGAACUGAGUUAUCACCUGGUCACGGAGCGCAAAUCUUCGCAUUCAGACAUGUCACUGUUGGGAUCGUACCCUUGCUCAAAUGUCUCGGCACCCACUAGUUUAAGCAUCACUUCAGCUACAUUCUGUUCAGUCCUCUCAGUUGUAGCUGUAGUAGGAAAUAUCCUUGUUUUUCUGGCAGUAAUUAUUGAUCCAAAUCGCAAUCUACGAUCGCCUUUCAAUUUUCUAGUCGCUAACCUGGCGACAGCCGAUUUAAUAGUGGGUUGUUUUGCGUUACCAAUGUCGGCGGAGUUCUACAUUCGCGAGGCUUCUACAAAACAAGUUACACUUCUUCCUCGAGAUGACGCAAGACGUGUAGGAAGUUUCAUCUCGUGUACGGCAUCCCUUUUUAGUUUAGCUGCAAUGAGUUUGGACAGAUUCUUUGCCAUUACUAAUCCUAUGGAAUACAGAGUCUACAGAGCUAAAUUGAAUUCUCGGCGAGCUACAGUCAUUUCCACAGUCAUUUUGCUUUCAAUAUGGAUUAUCUCCAUUGGGUUGCCCUUUCUGUAUUUUAGUGUUGGCUAUCUAAAAUACCAAUUUUUCUUCGCCAUCACAGCUGUCGUGUCAACAUUUGUGGUACUUUGUCUGACGUAUGUGAAAGUUUUCAAAAGUCUUAGAAAUCAAGUCAGGACUUGGGACAGUUUACAUCAAGGCCCAGCGAGUUAUAACCACAUCAAGAAGAGAAAGAUCAAAUGGGAGAAGAAAGUAACUAAGACAUUUCUGAUCAUGUUGACCCUUUUUAUUUCCUGUUUUCUUCCUUCGUUGAUCCUUAUCCUGAUCAUAAGCUUUUGUGCAAGCUGUAACUGUGAUUUUAUUCACUGGGCCAGAGAUUUGAACUACAUCCUAAUCAUGGCUAAUUCCAGUAUGAAUCCGUUUGUCUUUGCCUGGACACUUCGGCCCUACAGAGACGCGUUUCUUAAGAUACUGA
Messenger RNA from Porites lobata, 8674 nucleotides. The record is from the annotation of a GenBank genome assembly. Lineage: Eukaryota; Metazoa; Cnidaria; Anthozoa; Scleractinia; Poritidae.